UAACCUCAUUGCACCCGCCGGUAACUAAUCGAUUGUUUUCCUUUCAUUUCAUCAAAACGACCAUUGGUUUUUGCGGGAAAUAGAUACCAAACAGUUCACAUAAUUCGCGUUUUAACCGUAGACAUAAACAAAAAGUGUGGGAGUCCACAUGCAUCCCUUGAAGGCUUCAUAAACACAAUUACAGUUCUCCGCAGCGGAUCACUAAACAGACGUCGUUCGUUACCAAUUAAGAAAUGGAGAAGCCAAGCAGCAGUCAACUAUCCAUACCAAGUGACAUAGCAUUGACAUGGAAACGUGCCAAAGACUGUCCAUUUCCAAAAAGGGAAGGCCAGUGUGGCUGUUCGGUGGGAAACAAGAUGUACCUGUUUGGUGGUGUCGUUCAAACAGAAGAUGGAGAUCUGGAGAGCAAUGAUCUCCUGUGUUACGAUGCAGAAUCUGGCUGCUGGUCAAAGCUGGACACAAAGACUCCCAGACCGGAGGCAUGUAUAGCUGCCAGCCUGGCUGCGGUUGGUAACAAGUUGUACCUGUUUGGAGGUCUCAACCAAGAGUCUGGCUGGCUGGGCAGUCUUCAUAUGCUUGACCUCGAUACACUGAAGUGGACUGAGCUGACAGGUGAAGGCAUUGCUCCAAGCCCCAGAGAUAAGUUGCAGGCAGCAGUUAUUGAUACCCGUAUAUACUAUUUUGGGGGCUUUGGUCCUAAGGCCACGGUUGAUGAUGACGAUGAUGAAGAUUGGGAAGAUGAGGAUGAUGAGGGUGGUGUGGCAGAGGUAGAGAGGACUCAACAGGCAGCAGAGUUUGGAUGGUUCAAUGAUCUCUAUGUGUAUGACACGUUGAGUAACAAGUGGUCCCAACCGAUGCACAUGAACCUGGGUCUUCCCACAGCUAGGGCAGCCCAUGGCAUGUGUGCUGUCGGCCGAAAUCUCGUGAUAUUUGGUGGACGAGAUACAGAAAAGAGGACUAAUGAUCUCUACAUGUAUAACAUUGAUACAAGGAAAUGGAACAUGGACAUGAAGAUAACAGGGCAGCUACCUGCUCCACGUUCGUUCCACUCCACCACAGCCAUGGGAGGCCGGGUAGUGGUGGUCGGAGGACGUGGGGUGGAUGACAAGCAUUUAGCAGACCUGCAUGUGUUUGACACAGAGACCUACCAGUGGUUGCAGCCGGGGGUUGGGGGUGAUGUUCCAGCCGCCAGGGGACAGCACUCUGUAGCUGUAGUCAGGGACAACCUUGUUGUAUUCGGAGGGUCCUCGGACUACGAUCCACAGACCAUGUCCUGCCAGAAACUCUUCUCAGAUACAUACACGAUACUCACUGGUGAUAUACUCAAAGGUGGGUCUACAACUCAGGUGCACAGUGGAGGGGAUGGAGGGAGUUCAUGAUUUGUAUAAACUUUUAUCUAUUUAUGUACUAACAAACUUGAAUACUCACCUGUACUUACUGGUGAAUAUACACCAAAUAAGUACUUGUAUUCAUGAUCAAAUGUUUAUGGUAAUGAAAUGUGCUCAGAAUUUUUAGACAUUGAUUUUCAUGCUCUUGUGUAUUGAUUAAAUUCAGGGUAUUUUCGUGCUUCAAAUGCUUGUAAUGUUUCAUCAUUUAGUUCCACGUUUACCUUUGUAAUAAACAUUUUUAAAUACAUAAAUUCGAAUGA
Messenger RNA from Dreissena polymorpha, 1648 nucleotides. Its product is annotated as kelch domain-containing protein 1-like. The record is from RefSeq and is a predicted model, not a curated record. The transcript is spliced from 10 exons. Gene Ontology annotation, molecular function: protein binding. Bases 234 to 1379 code for a protein of 381 amino acids. NCBI's taxonomy places the organism in Eukaryota, Metazoa, Mollusca, Bivalvia, Myida, Dreissenidae.